Symbiodinium necroappetens is the source of this 268-nucleotide messenger RNA. The record is from the annotation of a GenBank genome assembly. Lineage: Eukaryota; Dinophyceae; Suessiales; Symbiodiniaceae.
GAUCUCUGCUGCCGCAUCGACCCGAUGGGUGUGAUGCUCUUCGGUAGUCUGGGACUCGCUGUCACUGGGUUCCUGGUUUUCGCCGCAAUUAGCUCGGCCAGCCAGAACUUGCUGCUGAUUUCGACCUUAGUCCUCGGCCUGGCAUAUGGCACCAUGGUCGGCUUGACGGGCUCGCACAUGUACAUUUUCGUCGCGGACCUCUUCCCGACUUCCUUGCGGGCCUUAGGAUUCGGUCUCAGCUUCAACCUGGCCUUUGCAAUCCUCGGAG